This is a messenger RNA of Cryptomeria japonica (Japanese cedar), 1093 nucleotides long. RefSeq names its product LOB domain-containing protein 17. The coding region runs from base 89 to 871 and encodes 260 amino acids. Lineage: Eukaryota; Viridiplantae; Streptophyta; Pinopsida; Cupressales; Cupressaceae. The record is from RefSeq and is a predicted model, not a curated record. The transcript is spliced from 2 exons.
CCAUUAAUAAUUCUCUCUGAGCAACAUUUUGUGUGGAGUUUUUAUUGCAGAAUUUCGAGGAAAAUUUCCCGGUAACGCUGAAGGCGCGAUGAGCAAGAUCAUUGGCAGCGGCAAUGGCGGCGCGCAGCCAGUAAACCAGGCGUGUUCGGCGUGCAAGCAUCAGAGAAGAAAGUGUACAGCCGAUUGCCAGUUAGCGCCGUUUUUUCCUGCCGAACAGACAAAAAGAUUUCAGUCCGUUCACAGGGUUUUCGGCGUCUGCAAUAUUCUCAAGCUUCUUAACAAGCUCGAAACUUUCGAAGAAAAACAAAGGGCCGUGGAUUCUUUGUGCUGGGAUGCCUCAUGCAGAGACCGUAAUCCUGUGGACGGCAGUCUAGGGUUUUUUAACCUGCAAAUGGAGGAAUUUAAGAACGAAAGGCAGGAGUUUAUCACAGAAAGGGAGAAGUUGCAGAAAGAAUUGGCCUUUGCUCGAAAUCAAGCUCAGACCUAUUUCGGAUUCUAUAAACAUGUUCUGUUGCAGUAUUCGCAAGCUACAGGAAUAAGUUCUGCACAUUAUCAUCAGCAGUUGACCGACAGGUGUCGUCAAGUGGCACAGAACAAUCCUCCUUUUUAUGUGACACAAGAUGCAUUUGCGUAUCCAGUGGCUAUGUCUCAGGCUCCUCUUCAGUUCUAUCAUGGGGCUGGAAUUCAACAGCAAGGUGGUACAAAUUCUAGUGUAAGUGGGCAUUUUGGAGUUCAUACAAUUGGAGGAGCACAACGAGCAGAGAUGAUGGUCCCACAACUUCAAGAGCAACACUACACCAUGAUUGAUACUCACUCACUAACACCAAUGGUUCCUGAAGAACAUAAGCCGCCAAUAACCCAAGAAAUAUGAUUUAUGUUUUUCAAAUGUCUUGUUAUUUGUUAUUUCAUCCAUCACACUACUCUCAUAUUUCUCUUCUCAAAUUAGUCUUUAGAAUCUAGAAGAACAAAAAGGUUUCAAUUUUUCUUUGGAAUGUAGAAGAAUACAAAGGUUUUAGUUUCUCAAUCAAAAAUCUUUCCUAGGAAAGAAAGUGCAUGUACAUAUCAAUAUUUUGAAGAGUAAUCAAUGUCUUUU